AAAACUUUAUCGAGAUUCUUAACCUCGACAAAUUUUUCGAGUUUUUAAGUAAAUUUUUAUCCAAAUAAUUUUUGUUGUAAAUCUCAUUUCAUUUUUUAUAAACGUUAUCACAUUAAUAGAAAAAUAUAAUGUAAAGUUGAGUACUAAAUGUAGAACCAAAUUCGACUAUUAUAAUAUUGCGUGAUAUUGCUAUUACUGAUUUUAUUAUAACUUACUUAUCAGUGGUACAAUAAGAGGGUUUACACGAUGCCAAAAAAAUUUGCUGGUGAAAACAGUAAAGCGGCUGCAAGUAGAGCUCGUAAAGCCGCAGCUAAAGAGGAGGAAACAAUCAAAAAACAAAAAGCCAUUGAAGAUGAAUAUUGGAAGGAUGACGAUAAGAAUCUUGCCAAGAAACAGCAGAAAAAGGAAGAGCAGGAGAAAAAGAAACAAGAAUUGUUAGCGAAGAAGGCUCUCAACAAACAGCUGGCAGAAGAAGAGUUGAAAAGCAUUCAAGUCGGUGGAAAGCAAUCAGCCUCCAAAGUGACUAGAGCACAAAUUGUUUCGGAAACUGAGAAACGAAACCAGGUAGCUAUGAAAGCCAAGCCUCAAGUGGAAACUCACCUCAGCAAGCCACUUGAGGAGAAUAUCAACAGACUUACUAUUGAAGGUGAAGAGGCGAGGACUGUCACUGAGGCUAUUAGUAUUCUAAGUACAAAAGAUGCAGAGGUUGACUUACAUCCAGAGCGGAGAAUGAAGGCAGCCUACAACGCGUUCCACGACGCCAACAUCAAUAGAAUAAAACUCGAAAAUCCAACAAUGCGCAUGUCUCAAUGGAAACAACUUCUAUGGAAAGAAUGGCUCAAAUCACCCGAGAACCCUACCAAUCAAAGGAAUUAGAAAAUACUUUUUGUAAUAAUUGCACGAAUAUAUUUCAACUUGUGUAAAUUUUUCAGGACUUGAAAGCCAGAAUAUUAGUGUAAAGCACACUUGAAACAGGGGCAUUAUAGACAUCCGCACGAAUAUAGUCCGACGUUCAACGUUACCAAAUAAGAGUUGGUCAGCAUUGUCAAUAGCUAAUUAUGAUUGAGAACUCAUUAAUAUGUUUAUAAUACACCUGACGAACUGGCAACGUCUAUGGUUUUGAGUUUGGGGGGGGGCGUGAGGAGGUACUCACUUGUUCCAAUUUCCAUCGGAUUAUUUUCGUGCGGUUCACUACAGCUGCUACGGGAUCGCGGAAUUAGAGAUGUCAAGAACUCAAAUGUACAUGGUAUCUCCGACUCCGUGUUCCCAUGACAGCUAGUGGACAGCUAGUUGACACUACUAUUGUCCCUGAGUGCAGGCUGCUUUAUGGAGAUAUUUUCGAUGAUAUAGAUUCCAAUGGCCAUUUCUAUAAAAUACUUAAUAACAUUCUUAGCACGUUUGGUUGUCUGCCAAUUAGCUACUAGAUUUCAUAUUAUUAGUAGCUGAGCAACCAAAGUGUGCUUCAUUGAGAACGUAUUGAAGAAUCGUUUAUAAAUAAUAAGGCCUAAAUCCAUCAUCCUUAAGCAAAUAAUGCAUCUUAUACUAUAUAAAAAUCCAUGUAUUUGAUUUUUCAUGGAAAUUAUUUGUUGGAUUCAGAAUACAUUGUACUUACCUUUUGAGUGGAGUCCCAUCUAAAUUUGAAAAUAGAUGCCUAAAGUUAUCUUAUGUCACUUCUAAGGAGGUACCAGGAAGUCGUGGUAUUAAUCGAAAUAUUGAUUUAUAUGAACUAUAACGACACGUUGUGCUCUUAAAAUACUAAUAAAAGGCUACUAUUUCAUCUGCUUAGAAAUAUAACUAAUAUAAUAUAAUCAAAUUUUCUCAAGUUGAACCAAACUUAAAUUAGAGAAAUCAAAUCACAAAAUAGUUUUGGAUUUUGGAUCAAAAACAGUUUUUUUGUUGAGAAUUAUUCAGUCAUCUCCUCUCUUCUUACUGGCUUUCAAAUGCUUGAAAAAAAAAAAUUAAGCUGUCAACUAUUUAUAUGAAGAAGUAAUUGUUUUGUUAAAAUUUAUACUGUAGGGAAUAUAUUGUGAUCAAUAAUAUAGUUUUAAACAAAGUGAUUUCAAUUGAGAAGUAUAGUGAUAUACACUUUGAAGAGUCAGCAUUGCUCGAAUGGAAGGGAUUGAUAUCAUAUAAUGAGGGAACGCUGACUGUAUAAAGUGAUUCUCACUACAGUGAUUCUCCCAAUGUACUGAGGUCAUUGGAACUUUUGAACAAAUCAGAUUGUGUUUUACAAUGUUCAUUUUGUUUGAAUCUUGACUAGAGAUGGUAGUCUAUUGUAUGAAUUCUAUUUAUUUAAUUAUAAUUAAAUUCUAAUUA
Messenger RNA from Nilaparvata lugens (brown planthopper), 2316 nucleotides. Its product is annotated as coiled-coil domain-containing protein 124. Gene Ontology annotation, cellular component: nucleus. The record is from RefSeq and is a predicted model, not a curated record. Gene Ontology annotation, biological process: transcription by RNA polymerase II. Bases 247 to 876 code for a protein of 209 amino acids. The transcript is spliced from 5 exons. NCBI's taxonomy places the organism in Eukaryota, Metazoa, Arthropoda, Insecta, Hemiptera, Delphacidae. Gene Ontology annotation, molecular function: transcription coactivator activity.